Molecule: messenger RNA, 548 nt
Organism: Glycine soja
Lineage: Eukaryota; Viridiplantae; Streptophyta; Magnoliopsida; Fabales; Fabaceae
Product: indole-3-acetic acid-induced protein ARG7-like
Exons: 1
Coding region: 52-516 (154 amino acids)
Biological process (GO): response to auxin
Source: RefSeq, a predicted model, not a curated record
CUCCAUCCGGCGCAUGCAUCAUCAAUCUCAACAUACAAGGCUAAGCAGCUGAUGGAUUCAAAGAAGUGUAACAAGAUCAGAGAAGUUGUUAGGCUUCAACAAAUCCUCAAGAAAUGGAAGAAAGUUGCAACUGCUUCCAACAACAACAACAGCUCCAGCAGUAAAGGCAUCAAGUUUUUGAAGCGAACCCUUUCAUUCACAGAUGUUUCUUCCACCAACACCAAUCAAGACAUCGUUCCAAAAGGGUUCCUUGCUGUUUGUGUAGGGAAAGAGCUCAAGAGAUUCAUUAUUCCCACGGAUUACUUGAGACACCAAGCAUUUGAGAUGUUGCUCCAAGAAGCAGAAGAGGAAUUUGGUUUCCAGCAAGAGGGUGUCCUCAAAAUCCCAUGCCAAGUAUCAGUCUUCGAGAAAAUAUUGAAUGCCGUGGAAGACAACAAACAACCCUUGGAUGAGUUUGGCUUCAAUGCGUCAGAUUGUGAAGUCACUUCCCCUCAUCAUGCUCAACCGUGUACAUAGAUAUAUAUUAUAUAUAUAAUUCUUGAUUCUCU